Messenger RNA from Gopherus flavomarginatus (Mexican gopher tortoise), 4341 nucleotides. RefSeq names its product FUN14 domain containing 2 (gene FUNDC2). Gene Ontology annotation, cellular component: mitochondrial outer membrane. The transcript is spliced from 5 exons. Gene Ontology annotation, biological process: autophagy of mitochondrion. NCBI's taxonomy places the organism in Eukaryota, Metazoa, Chordata, Testudines, Testudinidae. Bases 252 to 713 code for a protein of 153 amino acids. The record is from RefSeq and is a predicted model, not a curated record.
GGGCUCCCGGCGCUGGGGUCAGGCCGCAAUGCGCCGCCGGGGCCUGCUCGUCAUGGGGGCGCGUAUGCAGCCUUGGGUGUCUCUGAGCGGCCCUUGCUGUUAGCCCCUCUCUGUGUCGCCCGUGGCACCCGCAGCCGGCUCGCACUGCAGGGUUGGGAACACGCCCCCUGCCCAUCGGGGGACGCACAUACACGCGGCCCCAGGCACCCUUCCAGCAUGUGGCUUGUUGCCCCAUCCUAUUGCCCUCCUGUAUGUCUCGCUUCUGUGGCGACUCAAAGAAAGAGGACUCCUGCGAGGUGCUGGACCUGGCAGAGUACACCAAGAAUCAGCCCUGGUGGCGCAAGCUCUUCGGGCAGAGCUCUGGUUCAAGUGCUGAAAAGUACAAUGUAGCAACUCAGCUGGUGAUUGGAGGAGUCACUGGAUGGUGUACUGGCUUCAUUUUUCAGAAGGUUGGAAAGCUGGCAGCAACAGCAGUGGGUGGUGGCUUUUUCCUACUUCAGAUUGCGAACCACACGGGAUACAUCAAAGUGGACUGGAAACUAGUAGAGCAGGACGUGAGCAAAGCCAAGGAGCAUCUGAAAUUUCACAGCAGUGGCAGCAAACUGUCCCCAGAAGUUAAAAGCAGAGUUGAUGAGGUGAUAACAUUUCUGAAGAAGAACAUUAUCCUGACUGGAGGGUUUGCUGGGGGAUUCCUGCUUGGAAUGUCUUCAUAGAAACUACACAGAACUGACUACUCUGUCCCUUCUCACCCCUUCCCACUUAGUAAACAGUGGGUUGUGCUGACAGACUCGGCUUCUUCAGGUCCUCCUACUCCUCCUGAGAUCAAGUCCCCCACUACCACUAACUUUUCUCCCUUUCCUUUCUCUGUACCUGAUUUCUGUUGGUGCUGGAAUCAAUCAAGAGAAUUGUGACCCUCAGCGUCUGCUUGUUGAUCUGACUCCCUAUCUCAAUCAGAAUGCCUCACUGCAGUUUUCAGGGUCAGUUGCAACCCCAUGAAUAGCCUGCAGGAUGGAGAUCUGAGAACAGGCCCACUGCUGUGAUGCACAAGACUGACCGAUAUAAGCUCUCCUCCUCCAGUGCACACAAGGUUCGUCAAACUCCGUAUGCUCCUAGUUGCCUUGUAUUCUCUCUUCUCUGGUAAUAGGAAAGCCCAUACUUCCUCCAGGAAAAUGGUAUUUUCAUGACUGUCCAUGGAUGGAGGCAGAAUUGUCAGAGGCUGUCUGAGAACACGCUCAGAAAUGGACAUAGGUGUUUGGGGAAAAAGCUAAUUCCACAGUGGGUCGUGGCAAAGUGAGCACAUGGCAGAAAUACUAUUGGAGAUCUGAUCUUCUGCCUUCACUCCUCCCUAGACACUUGCCAUUAUGUUACACACAGGUGAUCACUUAUCUGUGGUAUUUAUAUAUCCCCUUAAUGGAAUUGCAGCAUUGGCACUGCCAAUAGAAAUUGUGAGUGUUGCAUGUCACUAUCCCAGCUCCUUUCUUAUCAUAGGUUUUGAAAGUCAUUGGGCAUCCCACCAUUGAGAAGAUAUUCUCCUCUCUCACUCUCCAGCUGGUGUCUCAGCCAAUGAACUUUAAAAUGCACUGAGGCUGUAUGUCUGUCUGGCAGAAAGUCUGCCUGAAGUGUCUGUGUAUAUGACUGAAACCUGCACUACCAGCCCAUUCAGUCCGGCAUACAUUUCCAUAGUUACAAUAACUCUAAUUUAUCCCUGGUGUCACAUCAGCAUUUCUGACGCUAAAGCCUUUUUCUCUGGAAUUGCAGCUACCUGUAGGUAUCUGAUGCACAUGGGGCAAGCUUUCUGGAAAGUAGUGCCCUGGGCAGAUGAAAGUAGGUGGGAUCCUCCUCUGUGUAAUACAACGUGGGAUAUGAUGUCCUGGAGCAGGAUUCCAGUUUAAGUGCAGACAACUGUUCAGGAUUCACACUCGGACUAGGAUUACUUUGAAUCCAGAAAGCCAUUUGUCUCCCUUUGCAGAGCAGAUUCCAUCUGCCCUCAGCGAAAGGCUGAAUCUUCCAGGCAGUCCCCGACUCAGCUGCACCGUAAAAUCCCUGGUGAUUACCUUCCUGCCUGUCAUAUGUGCCUUUACUGAGCAGUAGGUGACAUGCUCUUAUAAUCAUGAGAGCCUGUGUUAAAAGAGCUACUGGGCAUGUGAGGGGAGCCAGUCCCAUACGUUCCUUCUCCAAACAGAGACUGGCACUUCAGUGCCAUAGACAAAGGAGUAGGUAUCCCAGAACAGCUCAGUCUGCUUGCCUCUCCCUGCAAAAAAUGAUAGCACUCUUACCGUCUUAUCUCUUUGGAAGCUAGACAGUGGGUGAUGGGAAAUGCACUCUGUGCUGCUGUCAGUCUGGGUUAACUCGCCCCCUUCCUCAGCUCCAUUGGCUUCUCCCAUUCAUGCAAAAACAAGCAUGUGUGUCCAGUUAUUUCAAUUUGUUUUAAUUCCUGCACCUGCAGACCCAUCACUGGGCUAUAACAUGGAGAUGGGUUCUGAUUGGCCUGGAAAGGCAUGUUAACUGUUAACCACAUCCUGAGCAUCUCUAUCCUUCAAGAAAAAUGUAAAAAUGACAGAGAUCCAUUCAGUAUUGCCUAGUACUAGGCUUUGCUUGUCUCCCUGCUCAGACAUCCUUUGGAGAGGAAGGAGGUCCAGCUGGUGAUAAGCACAUUCUUGUUGAAGGUUGGUUCCGUUCCGCCUCUGAAAUCAUGCCCUAGAAUUAUGUUGAACUCCAGGAGCUCAUUGUGUGCAUGGCUGGACGCUGUUCAGAAUAUAGUGUCCAUGGCACAAGGAUGCACGUUGCACUUCUAUUAUGCUGCAGUAAUUCCAUGUUUACAGUGUUUAGCAUUUGACCUGACUGGAAGCAAGGGAUGUACCCAAAAGAAUGCCAGGAGCCCUGAGUACUGUCCUGUCCUAUUAGAGCUGUGGCAGCCUGGCAGCUGCAGCUGUUUUCAGGAAAGCCCCUGACAUUUCAUCUGUGCUAACUUUAUUUCGCCAUGUCUGUCCCCUGACACACAGAGUUUAGAAAGUCAGUCACAUCAUUUCAGCUUUUCUUUCCUUCCUGAUCCCAUAGUAGAAUAUGCCUUUACCUAGUCAGAAUCUUUGCUGUCUUGCAUUCUCUGGCUGUCUACAGCAGGGCAGGAGAAAUUGGGCUUAUAGCAUGUCUAAUGAUGUACAGUCAAAUGCUACAGGAAUUGUGCAGUGAUAUAGGUGCACGAUAACAGUUGGUUAGGGAGCGGGGCAGCUAGCUGCUGUGUUGGAAGAAAUUCUGUAUAGCGGAAUGAUCUUGAUGCAUUUAUAAAAACAUAUCUUGCUAGAACUCUCCUGUUCAAAUAGGAAGAUAGUAUACCUACACCUCUGCCUGGUGUACUAGUAACAAAGCUUUUUAUUCAGACUUCAUUCUUCCAGCCUCCCUCCAAAGACAAUGCUGAAUAGAAAUGACCCUCCCCCUUUUCCCUUGGAAGUGACAGUUUUAGGAUAACAGUUAUAACUUGACCAAAACAUUUGGCCUGGUACCUCUCUCUCCCAUUAGCCUGAUGAUCUGCUGGAAAUUUAAUGGUGAGUUCUGCUCAUGUGGGUAUAAAAACUGGCCACGGUCUCUUGACUUCAGCAUCCUCCUUUCCAGCUGCCAUUAUAUUCCCUUCAUGCAUGGAGAGACUGCUGUGCAUGCAAAGGCUCUGCUGGUGCUAUAUUGCUAUAGCCUUAGAAGCAAGCAACUUCCCACCAGACCUCAGGGCUGUUCCUACAACUUCCUGCUAACUGAUGCCAGUUAAUAAGCCCAAAUCCUGGCAUAAGACUCAUUAGUCUAACGAGGAAUAUAUUGGGAGCCCACUCUGACCCUGAGGCAUUUAAAAAUAGCUAUUUUGUCUAGAAUAUUAUAAAUUGAUUCCGCGGGGCUAAGCAACUGCAAGAAAGAGCUAAAACUUAACUUCUCAAAGGUGUUGCUGGAAGAGAGGUCAAACAAGUAAUUUAAGUACAGCCACAGUAGUUUCUGGUUUGAAGACUUGGAGGAAGAGAGGGAAAGCAUGGGGCAUCCAUGUGUUGUUACCAUGGAAAGUGUAAAACUGCCAAACUGGAGCUUCCUUGGUACCUCUCAUGAAGUUCUAUAAGUAGCUAAGAUAUUUUGUUCUGGCAAAUGUGAUUUUUGUAUAUAGCAUGAAAAUCACAUACAAUUUUUGGUCAUGUCAUGGGUGCCAAAAUGAAAUCUUAAUCCCUCUUCUGUUUUGUUUCAACAGUCUCUAGCACCCAUGCCAGGAAGUUGUGGUUUAAAAAUAAGUAGGCUUUUAAGAUAUUUUUGUACAUUGUAUGUAGAUGUUUGUUGAAGUGAUAUCUUAUUAAACUGUUGCUCUAAUCACUU